Miscanthus lutarioriparius is the source of this 507-nucleotide messenger RNA. The record is from the annotation of a GenBank genome assembly. NCBI's taxonomy places the organism in Eukaryota, Viridiplantae, Streptophyta, Magnoliopsida, Poales, Poaceae.
AUGAAGCUCUUCAUGUGCUUCGGCGGUGCGGCGGCGGCGGCGGCGGCCGUGGUCGACGACGAAGCGGCCGAGGGCGUCGUCGGUGGCGUCCUCGGCGCUGCUGAGCUCCGCGUCGUCGCUGGACUCGGACACAUCGGCGUCGUCUCGCUCCUCCACCGCCUCGUCGUCGCCGUCGGUCUCGGGGUGCUUUAUCCGCCGCCAGUCAAGCGGCAGGCGAGUAACAAUAAGAGGCCCGCGUCGUCGUCCCCGGCGGCGGGCGCGGCGGCCGUGGUGCUGUGCCUCCUUAUGGUGGUGUUCUGCGGCCGGGUCGGGGCCACGCUGCUCACGUCCACGGCGCUCUACCUCUUCCCGGGGCGGUGGCCCGCGAGGACGACGCGUAAGGAGAAGAGGGGCGCCGUCGACUCGCUGGAGUGCGACGCCGCGUCGGCAAGCGAGGCCGAGGAAGAGGCGACGGCGAAGAGGAAGGUGGUUAUGGAGGGGUCCAUCGUGAGGAACCGCAACAAGUGA